Molecule: messenger RNA, 1339 nt
Organism: Amphimedon queenslandica
Lineage: Eukaryota; Metazoa; Porifera; Demospongiae; Haplosclerida; Niphatidae
Product: adhesion G-protein coupled receptor G2-like
Exons: 11
Coding region: 57-1322 (421 amino acids)
Biological process (GO): cell surface receptor signaling pathway; G protein-coupled receptor signaling pathway
Cellular component (GO): membrane
Molecular function (GO): G protein-coupled receptor activity
Source: RefSeq, a predicted model, not a curated record
GAUUCAAAAAUAUAUCAAAAGUUCAAUUGACUGCGGAGAACAACAUAGCUGUGUUGAUGAGUUUAAAUGAACUUGUGAUGAAUUCAACUGAUAAUGAUCAAUCCAUUGAUAAUAUCAUAAUAGUAUCAAAUGUACUGAACCAAACUGCAAUAUUGAUAUCAGAUCAUGCUACUCUAUCACCUUCUAACUUAACAGUGAUAACUGAGACUGUUAUACAAACAUUGGACAUUAUAGAGGAAUGGCCAGCAAUUAUGAAAGCAGAAGGAAACCAGAUCAUUCAGUCAUUUGAGGGAAUAGUGGAUGCUGUUUUGAAUUACGACAAUGACACUAAUAUAGACAUAGUUGAAAGAAACAUUGCUUUUAAAAUAAGAAAGGUUACAAGGUCAAGUUAUAAUAAACUAACAUUCACAGCAACAGCUUCAAAUGGUUCACUGAUGAUAGAUACUGAUGGUAACUCUACUAAUACUAUAAUAGGAUCAAUUACAAUACCAAAGAGCAUUCUCAAUGUCACUACUGAUGCUCAGAUAAAAGUAGCAUUUUCUCUAUAUGAGGAAACAGCAUUCUUUCCUAUCAGAGAUCCUCCUCCUAAUACAAUAGUGGGAUCAUCAGUCAUUAGUGCUAGAAUUGCUGGAGUGUCUGAUGGUACUCAACUACCUGAUCCAGUAGUAAUCACUCUUGCACUAAAGACAAAUAACUUUAGUAAUCCUUUUUGCGUCUAUUGGGACUUUAAAGCUGCUGAAGGUGGAGGUAACUGGUCAACUGAUGGGUGUACUGUUGAAGCUGCUAACAGUUCAGUAACAUGUCACUGCAAUCAUUUGACCAACUUUGCUAUACUAGUAGAUAUAUCAAGGAGGACAGAAGGUCCCACUCAGUCUCCACGUCAUAUUGCUGUAGCACUUGACAUGGUCUCUUAUUUUGGAGUUGGUAUAUCAUUAGUGGGUCUGAUACUAACCAUAAUCACACUUGUCAUAUUCAAAAAAAUAAGAACUAAAGAUGCCAGCAAGUUUCACAUCCAACUCUGUGUCUCAUUGUCACUAAUGCUCCUAGUGUUUGUCAGUGGUAUCAGUGAAGUCUCUCCUAAGGAAGGUUGCAUUACUGUUGGUGUUCUCAUACAUUACUUUGCUCUUGUUGCUUGGAUGUGGAUGGGAGCUGAAGCUUUACUGAUGUUUCAGAAACUUGUCAUUGUUUUUGUCAAUGUCUCUUGGUAUUACCACCUAGCUGUAUCCAUAGUCUGUUGGGGUUUACCCCUGAUACCAGUCACCAUAUUGCUGGUAGUUGAUUACAAUUAUUAUUUAACACUUGAUGAAAAUGAUUCAGGAUAGUAAGUGAUAUACACAAG